AUGCAAUUGAAGUCCCCCCUCCUUGGGGCUUGCAUGCUGAUUGCUCUGCCAGUCGUGCAGGCCGAGCGACUCAUCUCUGCCGAGGGCUUGACCAAGUGUUCCGACAGUUCCGAAGUCCAAAUUAACAAUUUCAACGCCGUUUUCACCCCGGGCAAUGCCUCAAUCAGCUUGAAUUUCGACGGUUACUCCUCGGUCGCCGGUGAUGUCCUGAUCGAUGUGGAAUUACUGGUCUAUGGCUACAAGGCCAUGACCAAGACUCUCGACCCGUGCGACCUCGACCUGUCUGUCUUCUGUCCCAUGAAGGCGAUCGAACUGCAGCUCCCCACCAUCACCCAGACCCUGGGCAAAAGUGUCCUUUCUCAAAUUCCCAGCAUCGCUUACACCGUCCCCGAUCUCGACGCCGUUAUUCGCAUCAAGCUGAAAUACAAGAGCGGCUCUGACGAUGGAAAACAAAUUACCUGCUUGGAGACCCGCGUCCACAAUGGAAAGACCGUCUACCAGGCCGGUGUCUCCUGGACCCUCGCCGUCAUUACCGGCCUUGGCCUGAUCGCGUCCACCGUGAUCUCGCUUCUCGGCCACUCGAACACCGCGACCCACUUGGCGUUCCGAUCGUUGGCUUUCCUUGGUUUUAUCCAGACGCAGGCGAUGGCCGGUAUGACGGCAGUCAACAUGCCGCCAUUCGUGCAAUCGUGGACCCAGAAUAUGCAGUGGAGCAUGGGAAUCGUACGGGCGGACGCUCUACAGACCAUCGCGACCUGGUUCCAACGCGCUACCGGAGGAACCCCGUCCCAAGUCCUCACCAACUCGGAAAAUGUCUCCUUGGUCCUGCAGAAGCGAGGAUCGAUCGCAGCGCGCGCCGCGACGCACGGAAGCCAGAUCAUUCUCCGUGGGAUCGAAAGGGUGGGAAUCCGCGACAAGAUCGAAUUGACCAAUAUCUUCAUGACCGGAUAUCUAUUCUACUACUUCGUCGUUGCGCUCGUCGUCGCCUGCGUCGGAAUCCUUCUCGGAGUCCGCGCCAUUCUGGCCAAGAAACCCUCUUCGCUCGAGAAGCUCGAUCGCGCCAUCGGCGUCACCACAGACUGGAAGACCAUUCUCCGCAACACCUUCUUCCGACUCGCUUGCAUCGGGUAUCCGCAAAUGUGUGUCCUGUGUCUCUGGGAGCUGGUCCGUCGUGACUCGGCCGCUGAGGUCGUCCUGGCCAUCACCAUGUGGCUGGUGACGACGGGCGUGCUCGCAUUUGCCGCGUUCAAGGUCUUCCAGCGCGGACUGCGAUCCAAGCAGCAGCACAACACGGCUGCAUACACGCUGUACUCCGACCCGGCGACAUUAAACCAGUGGGGAUGUCUGUACAUCUACUACCGUGCUCCGGUGUACUACUUCCUCGUCCCAUCUCUGGUCUACGUCAUUGUGAAAGGAAUGGUGAUUGCAUUUGCGCAGACGAACCCCGUCGCGCAGACGAUCGUCCUUCUCAUCUUGGAGCUUUGCAUGAUGCUCGCAGUCGGAAUCAUCAAGCCAUUCAUGAGCAAGGGCGCCAAUGUCGUCGCCAUCUCCAUGGGUGUCCUCAACUCCCUCAACACCAUCUUCCUCCUCGUCUUCUCCGACGUCUUCGACCAACCGGAUCUGAUGACUGGAAUCCUCGGCGUUCUCUUCUUCAUCUUCAACGCUAUCUUCACUCUCGUCCUCCUAAUCUACCUCCUCAUCGGCCUUGUGUACGCCAUCUUCUUCAAGAAACCCGACACAAAGUACCGCACUCUCGCCGACGACCGCGACUCCUUCCGCUGGUCCCGCAACAACACCAACACUGAGCUCUCUUCUCUCGAGAAGAUCGCCAGAGGCGAAGAAGAUACAGAGGCCCACCCCCACCAGCCUGCGCGUGUCGCCUCUGCUCCACCCAGCGACGAAGAUGUCUCAAUGGCCGCCCGACGACCCUACAAUGACGUGGUCGAUCCCUCAGUCCCACUCUUCCCUACCAGCUAUGACCCCGGCCGCCGAAGGUCGUGA
Molecule: messenger RNA, 2001 nt
Organism: Penicillium olsonii
Lineage: Eukaryota; Fungi; Ascomycota; Eurotiomycetes; Eurotiales; Aspergillaceae
Source: the annotation of a GenBank genome assembly